AUGGCAGCAGCUGAAGAAGACAAAUCACUGCUACCCCGGCUGCCUGAGCUGUUCGAAACCAUCCAACAACUUCUGGAUGAAGUGGAAGAAGCAGCUGAACCCACAGCUUCCCGGAUAAUCCAAGACAAGGUGUUGAAGGGGCUAGACCUGCUUAAGACAACCGCUGAAAUGUUAUCACAGCUUGACUUAUUCGGCCAAAAUGAAGAUUUGGAAGAGAUUGCUUCCACCGACCUCAAGUACCUUAUGGUGCCAGCAUUUCAAGGUGCGCUCACCAUGAAACAAGUCAACCCCAGCAAACGUCUAGAUCAUUUGCAGUGGGCUCGAGAACACUUUUUAAACUAUUUAACUCAGUGCCAAUACUAUCAUGUGGCAGAGUUUGAGUUGCCCCAAACCAAGAACAACUCAGCUGAAAAUAACACUGCUAGUUCCUCCAUGGCCUACCCUAGCCUCAUUCCUAUGGCGUCUCAAAGGCAGGCUAAAAUAGAGAGAUACAGAGAGAAGAAGGAGGCAGAGCGUAGGUUGUCUGCAAUGAGAUCUGCUAUGGAAAGUAGUCAAGUAGAUGACGAGCAUGUUCGUGAAUAUUACCUCCUUGACCUCAGAAGGUGGGUUUGUAUCAGCUUAGAAGAGAUAGAGAGCAUUGACCAGGAGAUAAAGAUCCUGAGAGAAAAAGACUCUUCACAAGAGGCAUUGACUUCUCACUCAUCUCUUCAGGACAGGCCUCCAGUGAAACCCUUCACUCUCACUCGGAAUGCAACCCAAGCCAAAGUAUUUGGAGCUGGUUAUCCAAGCUUGGCAUCCCUUACGGUGAAUGACUGGUAUGAUCAGCAUUGGAAAUGUGGGGCAUUGCCAGAUCAGGGAAUAGCCAAGACAGCACCAGAGGUCAAAAGCUCAGCUCAGGAACAGGAAGAUCAGGAACAAGAGGAUGAGGAUGAUGAACAAACAUUCCACCAAGCUCAACAGCAGGAUGACUGGAAGGACACCCAUCCUAGGGGCUACGGCAACCGACAGAACAUGGGUUAG
Messenger RNA from Pteronotus mesoamericanus, 1020 nucleotides. RefSeq names its product immunoglobulin-binding protein 1-like. The record is from RefSeq and is a predicted model, not a curated record. Gene Ontology annotation, biological process: regulation of dephosphorylation; regulation of signal transduction. The transcript has a single exon. NCBI's taxonomy places the organism in Eukaryota, Metazoa, Chordata, Mammalia, Chiroptera, Mormoopidae. Bases 1 to 1020 code for a protein of 339 amino acids. Gene Ontology annotation, molecular function: protein phosphatase 2A binding. Gene Ontology annotation, cellular component: cytosol.